CACAGAACAACUUUACCAGUGCCAGGCCACCUUCUUUCCCGUUCUCUGUCUUCUCUCUAUCUUCCUUUUAUUUCUACAGAGUAUGGAGGAGAGGUCAAAUUUUUCCUUUUUUAUUUUUAUUUGUUUUUAAACCAUAAAACAAAAACCAGAUAAAAUAAAGUUCGUGUAUGCCGCUUUGUUUGGAGGUCGGCUGGAGAAUUCAUGGCAGAUUGACGACGGGAGAGAAGUCGAUUGUCAAAUUUUGUCAAACAACAAGCAGGUGCGGAGCAUACCUUUAGCUCCUGUGAUUCGACCUUUUGAUGCUUCGGGGCUGGAAUUCCGAGAAUUUCUCUCGAAUUUUUCUUUGAGAGGUGUUAAUUGGUGAAACGGAAUUGGAUUCCCUGUUUCCAAGGGUAUCGAAAUUGAAGCAAUGAAAAGGAUGGAGACAAUACAGGAUCUGAUCGAGGAGGCCAAAGUACGGACAGUUUGGUGGGCCAUUUGCAUCUUUGCUGUCACUUACUUCUUGUCUCAUACAAGUACAUCAAUGUGGAUGAAUUUACCCAUAGCAAUUCUCAUUGUUUGUGGGUUACGCAUUCUAUCUAAUGAAGUGGAGUUCAGCUGGAAAGUUCGGAUGUCUCCUACACCAACUUAUUUGUCUCAUCUAGAGAAAAAACAAUUAUCUGUGAAUGAUUCACGUCUUUCUAGCGCUAUACCCCCACCAAAAUGGAAGAGGAAAAUCGACUCUCCUGUAGUUGAAGCUGCUAUCAAUGAUUUCAUCGAUAAAAUCCUGAAGGAUUUUGUGAUAAAUUUGUGGUAUUCAGAAAUUACACCAGAUAGAGAAGCCCCUGAGCUGAUGCGCGCUGUAAUAAUGGAUGCUCUUGGUGAAAUAUCAGGAAGGGUUAAAGAGAUAAAUCUUGUUGACUUGCUAACGAGGGACAUAGUUGACUUAAUAGGUGAUCAUUUGGACCUUUUUAGAAGAAACCAAGCUGCUAUAGGUGCUGAUGUUAUGAAAACACUGUCUUCUGAGGAGAGGGAUGACAGGUUGAAAUAUCAUCUUAUAGUUUCCAAGGAGCUUCAUCCUGCACUGAUGUCUCCUGAGAGUGAGUACAAGGUCCUUCAGCGGCUAAUCAGUGGGGUUUUAUCUGUAGUCCUGAGGCCACGAGAAGCUCAGUGCCCCCUUGUUCGUACUAUUGCUAGAGAACUUGUAACUUGCUUGGUAUUGCAACCUAUUAUGAACUUUGCAAGCCCUGUGUAUGUGAAUGAGGUGAUUGAAUUAGUUGUCCUUGCCAUUAGUGCUGAAAAAGAUGGUAUUUUUGGGAGUUUUGGCCGUUCUACUGGGGAGGGACAUAGUUGUGUCUCUACAUCACAAAAGGGCCUAUCAUCUAAUAAUCAAGAGGCUGAUAUGACUCUGGCUAAAUUCGAUGAUGGGAAAAAACUACCCAUGGAUCAUAAAACAUAUGAAGAAGAGGCUGUACAUCCACAGCCUGCUGAUUGGGCACGAAUGCUAGAGGCUGCAACCCAGAGGAGAACUGAAGUUCUUACUCCUGAGAAUCUUGAGAACAUGUGGACAAAGGGAAGAAAUUAUAAAAAGAAAGAGUACAAGAAGGCCGUAGAAAAGGGCUCCACAAUAAAUUGUUCAGUAUCAACUAGGCCUGUGGAUAAGGAAAUGAAUAUUGACAGGUCUAGGACUUCUAGUGGAGCAGAAGAUAAAGCGAUGGCUGGGCAGGAAAUGGGAUUGAAUCUUGACAUUCAAUUAGAUGAUGCGAACAAGGACAGGAAAUUGUCGCCUCAGGAUUUUAAUAAGGCGUCAUCAUUUGAGGGGGGGCUUCUCAAUGAUGAAAAGAAUGCGAUUGAUUGUCUCUCUGAUGGAAAUAAAAAUAGGCUUAAGAGAUCCAAUAGUACCUCUGAUUUGAAACCACAACCUGGUCUUAAAAAGGCUUUUGUAGGAGAUGCUGGAGGGCCCAUUAUUACAGAGUUCUACAACCCAGAUUUUGUCAAGCAUAAUGACGAACAUGGAAGCAAGAAAACCUUAAACCUAAUUCUCCAAAGUGAGGGACUGCAUGCUCCCAAGCUCAGGUGUCGGGUUAUGGGAGCCUACUUUGAGAAGCUUGGGUCAAAAUCCUUCGCAGUUUAUUCUAUUGCAGUAACAGAUGCAGAAAAAAGAACUUGGUUUGUCAAAAGAAGAUACAGCAAUUUUGAACGGUUGCAUCGUCAUCUUAAAGAAAUUCCAAAUUAUACACUGCAUUUGCCUCCAAAAAGGAUAUUCUCAUCAAGCACCGAGGAUGCUUUUGUUCAUCAACGCUGCAUUCAGCUUGACAAAUAUCUACGAGAUCUCUUGUCUAUAGCUAAUGUUGCUGAACAGCAUGAAGUCUGGGAUUUUCUAAGUGUUUCCUCAAAGAAUUACUCUUUUGGAAAAUCUUCAUCGGUGAUGAGAACCCUGGCAGUCAAUGUUGAUGAUGCCGUGGAUGAUAUUGUACGUCAAUUCAGAGGAGUUUCUGAUGGUUUCAUGCGUAAGGUAGUUGGUCCAUCUUCUGCCCUUGAUGAAGGCUAUUCUCCAAUGUCCAGCGGGAACUUUUCCUGUAAUGCAGAUGAGAUGAGCAAAUAUAGCCAACAUAUUUCAGAAGCAGUGAAUGGUACUUCUGAUAAUGAUGGAGUAGAUAAAGAUGGAAGGGAUGACCAUGAGGAAGACAGAGCUAUGGCAGAAGCUAAUGGAUGGCAUUCUGACAAUGAAGUGAACUCCAGAGAUUUUUCACAUCAAACAAUUAAAAAUGUUGACGAGACUGAGAAUAUACUUUUGGAGAAGACACAUAAUUCAGAGGUGAAAUCUGAAAGACAACAAGGGUCCCAUGCUGCAAACUUGUCCACAUCCUCUGAUCGCUUGGAAGAUCCUGUUGGAAUGCCUCCCGAGUGGACACCUCCGAAUGUUAGUGUACCGGUAUUGAAUCUAGUUGAUAAUGUAUUUCAGCUGAAGAGAAGAGGAUGGUUAAGCCUUUUGUGGACACUACAUAUUCAAGUUGUGCAUUGGGCUCUGUUAACUCUUCUCUGGCCAGGUGGUGUAUUCUUUACAAAAAUAGGGGAUUUCCAAAGCAAAUUUGAUGAGGCUCAGGAUAGUCAAAAACCUUUUGUGACUGGCCAAUUUGGUGUCCCUAAGGUCUGUAAGCCAGGGUCUUUCGAGGAACAACUUGAGGCUACUCGUAGAGCCAGUGAUCUCAAGAAAUUACUUUUUGAUGGGGCUCCAACAGCCUUAGUCAGCUUGAUUGGGCCUAGUCAGUACAGGCGAUGUGCAAGUGACAUUUAUUACUUUACUCAGUCUACCGUAUGUGUGAAGCAACUUGCCUAUGCGAUACUUGAACUAGUACUCAAAUCAGUUUUCCCCGAGCUGCGUGAUCUCUUGAUAGACAUUCAUGAGAAGAUGCGUGUUCAACCUGCAUGAGUAGUUGGCAGUUUACUACUCACGAGAUGACUGGUUCUCUUCCUUAAUAUCACAAGAUACUGAACAUCACCGGCUCUUACGAGGAAGUUUAUUCAGUCAUUUCUCAGGGAUUAGCUUCACGGCUGCAUCAAGCAUUGUAUAUACAAGUAGAAAUCUUUGACUGAGGGAAUUAUAAAAUUCUUUUGGAAUGUCGGCUGAGUAGUUUCUGAAUCUUUUGCUUCUUCUAUUCUAUAACUGUACAGGGUGUACUUCUUGGGGCUUGUAUAGAUUCUACUUGGUUCUUGUGCAUACCUCUGCUUAUUGGGCUUGGACAGUCCUUGAAAGAGGGAAUUUUGUGCUGUGCAGAUUGAAGAACAACUAAUGAAAUCCACUAUUCAUUUCUGAUGCGUGA
Carica papaya (papaya) is the source of this 3803-nucleotide messenger RNA. The record is from RefSeq and is a predicted model, not a curated record. NCBI's taxonomy places the organism in Eukaryota, Viridiplantae, Streptophyta, Magnoliopsida, Brassicales, Caricaceae.